AUGAAAAUCCGGAUUUGUUUUGUCCUUAUUUUAGUCUUGUUAAAAUGUGUGCUAUCUUACAAUCUAAAUAACGAUUUAACUAAGAAUAAUAAUUUUUCCUUAAAUACAUAUGUCAGAAAAGAUGAUGCGGAAGAUGAUUCAAAAAAUGAGAUUGUUGAUAAUAUACAAAAAAUGGUUGAUGAUUUUAGUGAUGAUAUAGGUUUUGUAAAAACAUCGAUGCGUGAAGUUUUACUCGAUACCGAAGCGUCGCUUGAAGAAGUAUCAGAUCAUGUUGUACAAAACAUAUCAAAAUAUAGUUUAACCAUUGAAGAAAAACUUAAUCUUUUGGAUGGGCUUUUCGAAGAAUUUAUUGAAAAUAAUAAAGGCCUCAUAUCCAACUUAUCAAAAAGACAACAAAAACUUAAAAGGGAUAAAAUUAAAAAGGUUUGUGAUUUGAUCUUAAAAAAGUUAAAAAAGUUAGAAAAUAUGAACAAACUUAUUAAAUAUAAAAUAAUAAUAAAAUAUGGAAAUAAAGAUGAUAAAAAAGAAAUGAUACAGACAUUGAAAAAUGAGGAAGGUAUAUCUGAUGAUUUCAAAAAUAAUUUAUCAAAUUAUGAAACAGAACAAAAUAACAAUGAUAUAAAAGAAAUAGAAUUAGUUAAUUUUAUUUCAACAAAUUAUGAUAAGUUUGUUAUUAACCUAGAAGACCUUAAUAAGGAGUUGCUAAUGGAUUUAAACACAGCCUUAUCAUAA
Molecule: messenger RNA, 732 nt
Organism: Plasmodium adleri (nom. inval.)
Lineage: Eukaryota; Apicomplexa; Aconoidasida; Haemosporida; Plasmodiidae
Product: sporozoite protein essential for cell traversal
Exons: 5
Coding region: 1-732 (243 amino acids)
Source: RefSeq, a predicted model, not a curated record